AUGGUCUCUCCAGAAGUGGUUCCAGUCAACAGGAGUUCAGUGCGAGUGCUAUGGUCACCUCCGCUCAGGCCCAACGGAGAAGUCACAGUUUACAACAUCUAUGUGAAUGACCGGCCACAAGCCAGUAGAGACAACAACUCCGGUUCCUAUCUGCUCGUAGAUCUUUUGCCUUUCACCGUCUACAGUGUGCAGGUGGAGGUAUGCACUGUUUUUGCAUGUGUCAAGAGUGGUAAAACUUACACCACUACUGUGGAGGACCUGCCUGAGGACUUCAUUAAACCAUAUGCUUCAGUGCUCAGUUCCAGGGCAGUGAGGUUGGACUGGUCCCAUCCAGGCAGGCCCAGUGGGAUCAUGCUGGGUUAUGAGGUCUUAAGACGCGGCUUCAGGUCUUGUGUCAGUGGUUCAAAGGAGAAGGCUUUGAGCUCAGAGUUCACAUGUACCUACAUCCAGUGUCCUGCAACUCAUGGUGUGUGCCAUGAAUCCUGCUUCCACCCUGACACAGAGGUUUGCUGCCGUGGUAUAUUGUUCCCAAAGAAGACACACUAUCACUGCUGUGAAGACUCUUACCAAAAUUGGAACGAUUCAGCCAGUUCUGUUUGUUGUAAUGGUAAACUGCUCCCAGCACUCUCUGAACAUCAGUGCUGUGGAGGGUACUACAUUCUUGUUAAAAACAAUGAAUACUGCUGCCCUGACCACGCGCAAGGCCGAGUCUCUGUGGGCCUUGGUGACAGCUGCUGUGGGGGAGUUCCUUACUCUGUUGGAGGUGGCCAGCUCUGUUGUGAUGAGACCCUUCAUGAUGGCUAUGGGCUCCAAUGUUGCGGAGGCAGGGUUGUUGAUCAUUCGCUGGUCUGCUGUGGUAAUCAUGUGGAAGGAGAGGUGCAUGCAUACAUUCAAAAUUUUGUCUGCUGCGGACAUGAAUAUAUAAACUCCUCAAGUUCUCUUUGCUGUGUGAACAAUGAUGGAUCUGCCAAAGUCCACCCCUCUGGAAAUGCUACAGUCACAUUACAGUGCUGUGGGUCAGACGUCAUUCCAGAGGAUGAGAGAUGCUGUAAUGGGAUUGGCUACAAUCCUCAACGCUACGUGUGCGCUGACCAAGCCACUCCGGGUCUAACCAUGGAGCCCCAGUGUCUCCAGGGUGCUACAUGUCCCAUAGGAGCUGCCUCUUCUGCAUACUGUGGCUCCUGUGAUCUUGAUCCACUGACGACCAGCUGCACAUGGGUGCUGUCUCCACAUAUUGUCCUUGAUACAACAGACAUGAACAACACCGUCAGUCACACAGAGCUCAAUGAAAGCCUUUACUCAUACAAAAUAGCCAAUGGCUACAACGAAUUGGAAAAUGACAUCCAGUUGUUUCGAGCAGGCCUCUGCCCAUCUCAUGAGGAGGUGGUUUACAGUGGUGAUGCCCAACAAUUGUCUUUCACAGACUCUGAUCUGGAACCCUUCACCGUCUAUGAAUACCGAGUCAGGGGUUGGAACAGUUUCGGCCGUGGUUCCAGUGAUGGUAUCACAGUGACUACAUUUGAGGACAAACCAUGGGGUGUGGCACCCCCUGUUUGGAGCCGCGUAAAAGACAGAGAUGACAUCAUCCACUUGCACUGGCAAACUCCAGCUCGGCCCAAUGGGGAGAUCACUCACUAUGUUGUAUUACGUGAUGGACAAGAGCGUUACCAUGGUGAUGAGACCAGCUUUACUGAUGUUCGGGGAAUUGAGCCUUUUCAAGAGUACAGUUACCAGCUGCGGGCGUGUAACCUGGCGGGAUGUGCUGACAGUCUGCAGGUGAGUGCUGUGACGGUUCAGGGGGUCCCAGAGGGGGUGCAUCCUCCAGUAGUCUCAGCCUUGAGCUCGACCUCCCUUCUUGUGACCUGGACCCAGCCCUCUCAUCCCAAUGGACCUAUACAGCACUACUACCUAAACCAAACCAAUGUGGGAACCAUUCUAACCCACACAGAAGGGCCCAGAAAUUAUACCGUGCCUGGUUUGCAGCCGUACACAGAGUACACCUUUGUGCUGGUGGCCUGUACAGCGGUGGGAUGUGGAGCCAGCUCACCUUCCACAGGACGCACCCUUCAGGAUGUCCCCGCUGGAGUUUGGUUGAGGCCCAGACAUGUGAUAAUAAACACAUCAGCGGUGGAGCUGUACUGGGACCAGCCGGCCCGGCCUAAUGGACUCAUCUCCCAGUACACUCUCAACAGAGACGGUAACACCAUUUUUACCGGAGGCCAGCGUGACCAGAAUUUCACUGACACUGGACUCGUGCCAAACCACAGGUAUGAGUAUGAGUUGGAAGCCACUACUGAGGGAGGGGCGAGUCAGAGUGACAGAUAUGUUAUCAAGACCCCCGUCACAUCCCCCACUGGGAUCUCUGCACCCCACAUUCUGACAGUUUCAAGCCCCCGCUCCAUCUCCCUUACUUGGACCCCUCCUGCUUAUCUGAACAGUGACCAGGCUGUGAACUACUCUAUCAUCCUAAAUUCAGACGGAAAAGUCUCAAUGUUUCCUGCUGGUGUCGACUUCCAAGUAAAUAUCACAGAUUUAGAACCCUUUACAACAUACUACAUCAGAGUGCAAGCGUGUCAGGAUGAUGGAUGUGGCGUUGGCGAUGGUGUUUUUGCUGAGACUUUGGAGGCUGCUCCUGAAGACUUGAUGCCGCCCACAAUCUACGCCGUUGGACCCAAUGUCUUAGAGGUUCACUGGCUUCCUCCCCAGCGGCCGAAUGGACCAAUCACUUCUUACCACAUAUACAGGCGUCCGCAUCAAACCACACACAACCUGCUGGUGUUCAUUUGGACCAGCGGAGCUCUUGAGUUUGUUGAUGCCAGUCCCUCCCUACGGCCCUUCAGCUACUACCAGUACAGAGUUCAGGCCCUCAACUCUAAAGGCUCUGCUCUCAGUCACUGGGCUCUCGCUCAGACCCUGCAGGCACAGCCACAGAACAUGGCUGCACCCACAGUUGCUCCUACUGGUGCUUACUCAGUUCAUCUGAAAUGGAGUGAGCCGGAACAGCCCAAUGGUCGCAUUUCUCAUUACAGGCUGGUUUACAAGAAGCACCAACAGGACCCUACGCUCAACUCCACUGCUGUUAUUGCUCUUACAGUAGAGAGUUCAACCUUGGAAGCUACAAUAUUUGGUCUGGAUGCUUUCAGAAAUUAUUCGUUCCAAGUAGAAGCCAUAAAUGAAGCCGGCAGUGUUUUUAGUCCAUGGGUGCAAACUAUGACCCAGGAGGCGUCUCCAGCCGACCUGACAAACUUAACUGUGGAUCACAGAGAACAAGGCAGGGCAUUACUGUUGAGCUGGGAUGUUCCAGGGUCUCCAAAUGGCGUUAUAACGAUGUACAACUUGUACAGUGAGGGUAUUUUGGAGUUCAGUGGACAAUCACACACAUUCCUGUUUCGGCGUUUAGAGCCCUGGACAGUGUAUAAUCUGACUCUUGAAGCCUGUACCUCUGCAGGCUGCACACGCAGCCUUUCUCAGCCAGUCACCACUGCAGCUGCCCCUCCUGCCUUUCAGCCUCCUCCCACCCCUUUGUUUGUGGGGGCAGAACGAGUGUCACUUACCUGGGGCCCUCCGUCUGAGCCUAAUGGGCCAAUUGAAAAGUACAUUUUACUUGGCAGAAGUCUGGAUGAAUUUGGGAGAGGCAGAAGUAAUGAUGACCUCACAGAAAGUGGCAAAGUUUUAUUCAGAGAAUCUUCUCCACAUGAAGCAGACACUUUCUCAUACACAGUAACAGGACUGCGCCCCUGGACCCAAUAUGAGUUUAGUAUCCAAACCCACAACCCUGCAGGUCAAACUCAAAGCCCCUGGGCAACAGUAACCACCAGACAGGCCCCGCCCCACGGCCUCGUCCCUCCCACUCUCACACACAUCACAGGACGUCCCACUGAACUCAUGGUGUUUUGGACAGCUCCUCUUCAGCCCAAUGGGGUCCUUCAAUCUUACAGAAUUAUUAGAAACAAUAUCAGUUUUGCUUUUAGUUUUGACCCGACAGUACUCAGCUACAGGGAUGAAGAUCUCGAGCCUUUUUCAACGUACAGCUAUGCAAUAACAGCUUGUACAUCAGAGGGCUGUGUCACAAGCCCUUAUGAAAACAUCACAACUUUAGAAGCUCCUCCAUCAACAGUGGAAGCUCCCACAGUCAACAACAUUUCAUCCAGGUCCUUAACAGUUGACUGGAGUGUACCUCUGACACAGAACGGGGAGGUGAUAGAGUUUGUGCUAAGGCUAAACGAUGAGGUGGUCUUUCGAGGCACAGACCUCCAGACUCGACUGUCAGAUUUGGAGCCGCACACGUUCUAUCAGUUAGCUUUGGAGGCCUGUACCAGUGGUGGAUGCACAACAAGUGCGAGUAUCUCUGCACUGACGGAUGAGGCCCCUCCCACCGGCCUUUCUCCCCCUUUACUUAAGGUGACAGGUCCAGACUCAAUUGAGAUCAGUUGGACAGCCCCAGAGCAUCCUCACGGCAUCAUCACAGGAUAUGAGCUACGGCGUGAUGGUGAAAUAGUUUACAUCGGCAUGGAGACACAUUACCACGACUUUACACUUUUGCCCCAUGUGGAGUACAGCUACGUUAUCACAGCCAAAAACACAAAAGGAGAAGUGAGCAGUGCAGAAGCCAUCACCAAAACACAUCAGUCUGCUCCUUCUGGUGUUGGCCUUCCUUCUCUUACCCCUAUUGGACCUGAUCAGUUGACUGUAGAGUGGAGUGUUCCAGCUCAACCAAAUGGAGAAAUUGUCCGUUACAUUUUGCACAAACGAGAUCCGGUCCAUCUAAGAGUCGUAAGCUCUGAGUUUACCCCUGGGGACAGUUCUUUUUCUGACCGACGCAUCGUUCUGGAUGGGUUAUUUCCAAAUCAUAGGUAUGAGGUUAGGGUCGAGGCCUGUACCACACUGGGCUGCUCUUCCAGUGAAUGGUCACCUGUGGUCACUCUUGAGGCACCUCCUUCUGGACUUUCUGCUCCGGUGUUAGAGCUGCAGCCUGAUGAAGAAACUGGUUUUGAGACCACCUUUGUGCUCAUCUGGUCCCCCCCUGUGCACCCACACGGGACGAUCCUGCACUAUGAGCUGUACAGACGCCAGGACCAGGCUGUCAGGGCAGAAGCAGCCCCUCAGAUUUAUAGAAACACAUCCACUAUGUACAGAGAUAAAGGACUUCAGCCAUACACAAAAUAUCAAUACCAGGUGUGGGCUGUAAAUUCAGCUGGUCAUGCUGCCAGUCCAUGGGCAAAUGGACGAACAGGACCUGGUCUUCCUGAGGGUCUGCAACAACCACUCUUUAUAAAUGUUUUGGCCACGUCGGCUGUUGUAAAAAUCCCCAUUCCCACUAAACCAAAUGGAAUCAUCAGCCUUUAUAAAGUUUUCUAUCAAAGCCGCGAUAACUACACUUUGUUGUCAGAAGGUACAUCCCAGCAGCAGACAAUACACGGCUUGCAUCCUUAUACUCGCUAUUGGGUUGGUGUCGAGGCCUGCACCUGUUUCCAGUGCUGUCGCCGGGGUCCUGUGAAGGAGCUCCGCACUCUCUCUGCUGCUCCGGCCCAGCAGCCUGCGCCUCGCCUGCUCACGCUGACCUCCCGCUCUGUGCAGCUGCACUGGGACCAGCCUCUAGCUCCUAAUGGAGUCAUCGAGAGCUGUGAGCUUCACCUGAGAUCAGGCUGCCCUCAGCCUCCUCAGCCUGUGCCUCUCCUGUGUGUGGAGGGACGGAUAGAAGUGUGUUAUUUUGGAAAGAACUGGAGCUACAACGUGACCGGUCUAAAACCUUAUUUCAACUAUGAGCUGAGAGCUGUGUGUUUCAACAACAUGGGUAGCACAGCUUCCAAUUGGACAACAGUGACAACACUUUCUGAAGCCCCAGAGUACGUAGCUCCUUUCCUUGUGGGCAGUAACCUGACCACCGUGUGGCUGGACUGGUCAGAGUCCUUCUCUCUGAAUGGGCUCCUGAAGGAGUUCACUGUGACUGAGAGCCGACUUAGGCUUUACGCUGGUUUUCACAGCUCCCUCCACAUCCCGCUCACCUCACAGAAACAGCUCUCUCUCCAAGUGACGUGCACCACUGACAAAGGCAGCGCCAGCUCUGCAGUAGUCAAAUACAGCCCAACCUUUGGUCUAGGUACGGAGGAGCCCACUGACGCUUAUAAAGAAGGGGUGAGCGUGUCUCCAACACCUGUGUACAAGGAGUUAUGGUUCAUCCUGCUCUUCUCCAUACUCGGACUGUUCCUGCUGGCUUUGUUUAUCGGUUUAGUGCUACAGAGAGCUUUGAGGAAAGAUCCGGCAGCUAGAGAGCGCCCUCCACUGGUGAUGCUGCAGAAGACAAGUAAAGCUGAGCUUUACAUGAGGUCCAGUCCUGAGUUGUGCUCUAAACAUUAUUCCGGCUCUGUGCUACUCUCUGGUCGACCCACAUUUGACACAGUAACAGACUGUGUUGAGAUCAGCAACGUUGUACUUAAAAGCUACACUGUGUAUUCAGAGGCUUUAUCGGACACAAAGAUCACAGAGAGUGGGCAGCGCUUCAGUACCAUGCCAGUGCUGCGAGUGCCCAGCCAACCCGACCUCGGUCAGUUCUACUCCCAGCGUCCUCUGCACCGCAGUGUGAGCCAGCUGAUCGACAGUAAGUCUCUGAUGAUGGAGGAAGGGAGCUGGGACAACCCCCUUGGACAAGAAUCCGGACUGUAUGUGGAGGAAGACGAGUUUGGAGACGCCAUCAAGUCCCUGAGCUCUGCCCAAAAGGACCACACUGUGUUCACAGACACACACCUCUGA
Messenger RNA from Knipowitschia caucasica, 6750 nucleotides. The record is from the annotation of a GenBank genome assembly. Lineage: Eukaryota; Metazoa; Chordata; Actinopteri; Gobiiformes; Gobiidae.